Messenger RNA from Spirometra erinaceieuropaei, 1659 nucleotides. Lineage: Eukaryota; Metazoa; Platyhelminthes; Cestoda; Diphyllobothriidea; Diphyllobothriidae. The record is from the annotation of a GenBank genome assembly.
AUGCUACUUCAGGCUGCGUUGAUUUCCAUGGUGGCCGUCUCCGGUGCGUUUUAUCAUUACAAAAAAAUUAGGAGCGAUGGAUAUAAAGUCACUAGGCUUGCUAAAUAGUUCGUUUUGUUUUAUUAAGCUGCUAGAGAGCCUCCAGCGAACAAGGUAUUAUCUCUUGACCUAACCAAUUUAAGGCGUAAUACCCCAAAUAGACACAUGCUGCUAAAACAACAAGAGAAAUAUGAGUAUAUAUAAGGCUGUCACAGCUCGCACUCACUUAAAUGUUUGCCGUUUUCGUGUUCAGAAGCCACGCAACAAAUAUGUAAAGGUGCUCGCACAGACUGCACCAGUCUGCCCUACAGUACAGGAGACCCAGCCAAGGAUGCAGGCUGUCGCAAUAUAUGCGCACAUCAACGAGGUCUGUACUUCCAUUUAAAUGCAUUCCCUACUUUGUCCGUUGAAACUGCAAACCUUUAUUGCGUUCGCGGUCGCCUGUUCAUCCAGAACAUGGGGAUUACUAAGCAACUUCUUUCUUUGUCUCAAGAGGUCAUAACUGAGAAGACGAAGGCCUACUAUUGUGAAGGGUCCGACCAGUCUUGCAAAGAGUAUGAUGUCUAUGGAAGAAAAGGCCACGAAAGAAUCUUCGAGAGGCACGUGAUGUGUGUUCUGUCGUGUCAAUUGGUGGGACAGGGUAAUCAACUUUGCGACACUCGUUUUUUUACGCGAUUACAUACACUUUUUUCACAUUAGACAGCGUGUGAAAGAAUAAACUUGAGCCAGAAAUGGGCUUUGUGAAAAGCAAGCUAUUUUGUCUGACCUGGAAGUGAUCAUGCAUUUUUAGUGGAAAGCAGCUCCGCGACGUCCUUGAAAGUGUGUGAUGACAAACAGCAAUCAUGUCUCCAGAUUUUGAAGAAGAACGGAACCUUUAAUGCUUACAAACUGUGCAUUCCCAAGUGCAGUGGUUGGACCGAUCGUAAGCUCUCAUGUUACCGUCGUAAUUUUGCUGAACAAAUUUGUUCUUUUUACACUGCGUACAUCAGUUAAUUAUUACGAUGUUGCUUCAGUUUUCUCUACCUGUUGAUAUUAAUCAUGAUUUUUUUCCAGCUGAAAAGAAGAAAGAGCACACAGCACAUACCUGCACCGAAAGUAAUGCCUGUCAGGAAGGGACAUACUUUACCAAGACAGAAGACGAGGGAUUUGAAAGUGUUAAGACGUGUUUGGAGAGAUGCCUAGCAGGUGAUGUUUGAAAUGCACUGUCGGUUUCCAGAAUCCUUGUUGCCAUAAUGUCCAUACUACUUCAUAGUAGGAAUUGCCAGUAAUAAGGCCUGUCACGAAUAACUGAGAAUAUCUAUAACGCUCAGUUGUAGGUCUGAUUACAUGUAUAGUCGUGUUUUAAGGUCAAAUUGUUAGGCAGGCAUAACAAGGUGUUGCGAGCCCAUAUACGUUUUGUCACACAUCUUAUUCAAGAUUUUUCAAGACUGUCAUUAGGCCCUUGUGAGAAAAUUAGUUUCAUACAACUGUUACCGAUGUAGUAAGGCAAUUGUUUGAUAAUAUCUCAGUUCUCGCCCGCUAAGCAUUAUACAAAAAUUUCUAAUGCGCACGUUGUUUUCUUUGCAGUUACAUUGAUAAUCUAUCUGACUCGCGUAAUUUCCUGCGUUUAUUUUAGAAUGA